Messenger RNA from Ahaetulla prasina, 3287 nucleotides. It is a transcript of the gene SEPTIN5, whose product is annotated as septin 5. Bases 136 to 1314 code for a protein of 392 amino acids. The transcript has 11 exons. Gene Ontology annotation, cellular component: cell division site; septin ring; microtubule cytoskeleton. NCBI's taxonomy places the organism in Eukaryota, Metazoa, Chordata, Lepidosauria, Squamata, Colubridae. Gene Ontology annotation, molecular function: molecular adaptor activity; GTPase activity; GTP binding. Gene Ontology annotation, biological process: cytoskeleton-dependent cytokinesis; regulation of exocytosis. The record is from RefSeq and is a predicted model, not a curated record.
GUUAGUCAAAACUGGAUAAGAACUCCUGAAUUGGGGGCUGCUCUCCUCUGCGCUUAUCCAUUUAUAGUUUGAUGCUUGGAGCUCCCCCCACCCCCGGGACGGGGACGGGGGCGGCCUUCUGCACGAUUCCUUCCGAUGGACUCGGUCAUCCUGCAAGAACAGUUGGUGGAAAAGCUGCUUUUACCCCGCACUCAAACCCAGCGGAGUCAUUCUGCCAAGCUGAAGUCUGACCCAUGGCUGCUUAUCUCCCCUUCUCAGGACCAUGAGAAGCAGUAUGUGGGCUUUGCCACUUUGCCCAACCAGGUCCAUCGGAAAUCGGUGAAGAAGGGCUUCGAUUUCACCCUCAUGGUGGCAGGAGAAUCUGGUCUGGGCAAAUCAACCCUGGUGAACAGCCUCUUUCUGACAGAUCUCUACAAAGACCGAAAACUUCUCAACGCUGAGGAAAGAAUAAAUCAGACGGUAGAGAUUGUGAAACAUACCGUGGACAUCGAAGAGAAAGGAGUCAAGCUGAAGCUGACAAUAGUUGACACGCCAGGCUUUGGAGAUGCCGUCAACAACUCAGAUUGUUGGAAGCCGAUCACCGACUACAUCGAUCAACAGUUUGAACAAUACUUCCGGGAUGAGAGUGGACUCAACCGGAAGAACAUCCAAGACAAUCGGGUUCAUUGUUGCCUCUAUUUUAUCUCGCCGUUUGGACACGGGUUAAGGCCGGUUGAUGUGGAAUUCAUGAAGGCGCUCCAUGAAAAAGUCAAUAUUGUCCCCCUCAUUGCGAAAGCCGACUGCCUCGUUCCCUCCGAGAUCAAGAAGCUAAAAGAACGGAUCCGGGAAGAGAUCGAUAAGUUUGGAAUUAAAGUUUACCAGUUUCCCGAAUGCGACUCUGAUGAAGAUGAGGAUUUCAAGCAGCAAGACAGAGAACUGAAGGAGAGUGCGCCCUUUGCCGUCAUUGGUAGCAACACAGUGGUCGAAGCCAAAGGGCAGAGGGUCCGAGGAAGACUCUACCCUUGGGGCAUUGUGGAAGUGGAGAACCAAGCACACUGUGACUUUGUGAAGCUACGAAACAUGCUGAUCCGAACUCACAUGCAUGACCUGAAAGACGUGACUUGUGACGUUCAUUAUGAGAACUAUCGAGCGCAGUGCAUCCAACAGAUGACCAGCAAACUGACUCAGGACAACCGAAUCGAAAGCCCAAUUCCCAUCUUGCCGCUUCCAACCCCAGAUGCUGAAACAGAGAAGCUCAUCAAGAUGAAGGACGAAGAGCUGAGAAGAAUGCAGGAGAUGCUACAGAAAAUGCAACAGCAAAUUCAAGAGCAAUGAGAAGGACGAAGAGAGCAACGGAGGGAUGUGUGUGUGUGUACACGUGUGCGCACGCACGCACCCUGGGCUCCAUCCUGCCGAGGAAACCGCUUCAGGAAACUCUUUUUUUUUUCCUACGAUCCAAACGAGCAAAAAGGGGCGUGUGAGCGAGAGGCCCCCAACCCAUCUUCUCCCUCCAAGGUUGAUGAACUGUCUUGCAAGAUGUCCUCAAGGCGGGAAAAGGGUCCCCCCCCCACCCCUCGGUUCUCCGACAGCAUUCUACUAUUUAAACGAAAAUUUCGGGAUGGGAGGGGGCGUGGCGUCUGAAGUGUGAGGACUCUAUGAACGUGCGCGUUAAAUGUUUACGACUAACCACGGUGCUGUGAUUUUCCUCCUCCUCCUCCUCCUCCUCACUUUCUCCUUCUUUCAUCCCCACUCUUUCUUAACACCUGCCUUUUUUUGGGGGGGGGGAGCAAUGACAUUCUUAUGCAUAUCUGAACAAACCGUUUGUGGGAUUUCCUGGGCAGAUUUGAUUUGGCUCGGAAAAUAACUUUUGGUUCUUUCCCCAUUGCCUGUUUUGAGAGAAUAAGGAGCAGAAAAUUGGCUGUGUCAGGGUGGGGUGGGGGGAAUAGGGUUUGGAUGGAGGUCUUGGUUCCUGGUUGGUCCUCUAUCUGGUUCUACUCUCUUGAGAAACGCAAGGCCUUUCUGGGCAGGCGGGCAGGGGUGGACUAAAUUUUUGUGGCUCAGAAUCAGUGGUGGCAUUCAAAUGUUUUUUUUCCCUACCAGUUCUGUGGGUGUGGCUUGGUUAUGGGGGAUGUCUUGUGACUGAGUGGGCGUGGCCAACUCGAUGUCACUCACAGCCACACCCACUCAGUCACAUGACACCCCACCCACUAAGCCAUGCCCACGGAACCCGGUAGGGAAAAAAAACAUGCGUAUGAGCACGAGAAGGGCUCAGAGUGAAUGCUAUGAGAACUGAAUUUGUCUCGCUCCAUUCACAGCAGACCUGUUGCAGCCUAUCCCUUUAAGGUAGUCCCCGGGAGGGAGGGGGCCGGGGGGGAGGACCAUAAAGGGAGCAGCAGCUCCACUGUAAAUGGAGGGUGAAAAGUCUCACCCCAUAGGGCGAGGUGGGUGGGCAUGUCGAGCGACUGGAAGGGGCGAGCAAGCAGCCGCAAGGGAUGAGCAGCGAGUGGGUGACCGGGCGGGGCCAACCAAGGGUGGCCCCUCCCACACCCUGCUUUUUUACCAGUUUGGCGAACCGAUUCAAAUCGUCCCGAUCGGUUCGCCUGAGCCGGUCUGAGCUGGUCAAAUUUCACCCUUGGUCAGAAUGCAAAAUUUUGGGAGUUUUUUCUUUAGGUGGCCUAUCUCUCCAUAAUUGGCUGAUUUUUUCCAAUGAACCAAGCUUUGCGUCUGUGUUUUGAGAUUCUGCCUCGUCUUUGCCCGUAAAUCUAUAUUUCCCUUCUUGCCUAACACAGAUAAAAAAACCAGGACCCACCGAUAAAGAUCUAUAUUGAUUCUAAAGUCGCUUGGUAGAUUCUUUGUAGGACGUCCCAAUUCCCACUGAGCAGGAACGAAACUUUGAGCCAAAAGUUUUUUUUUUUUGGGGGGGGGGGGCUCCCUUGGAGUUCAGUCAUUUUUUUUCCCUUUCAAUGCAAAAAUAUUCCCUUUUUGAGAAGCUUGGUUUGUUGGGGCAUCGUGGGUUUUGUAGUCUCCCACCCCCCCUCCGCAAAAAUAAUUUUUGGACGAAGCCUAAAUUAAGUGAAAAGAAAUAGCGAGGAUGAGGAAUACAAAGAGAAAAACACGAAAAGAAACCCAGUGAGCCAAAGAAAGGGGAAAAACAGAAACAGUAACUUCUCCAUCACCCCAGCAGGUAGAAAGUUUAAAUGAAUUCAUAGCUUGUCAGCAUCUCAAAUACAACCUGCCCUCUCUCCUUCACCCCCUUAAAUUCAUCUCUUAAGAAAUAAACAAGAAAGAAACCGAGUACGGAAAAGAAA